UCGCGCUUUUCUCUCCUUCUCCAAGAUGGCGGCGGUCGGCGGCGCCAAGGCGGGAUCCGGGCGAGCGGAGUGAAGACCUGGCCCUGUGGAUGGGAAGGAGCCUGGACACAGUGACACAAUCUCAAAGACCCUGCAGAAUCCACCAUGGCUUAUGAUGACUCCAUGAAGAAAGAAGAUUGCUUUGAUGGUGAUCACAGCUUCGAUGACGUAGGACUUGCUGCUGGUCGAAGCCAACGAGAAAAGAAACGCUCUUACAAAGACUUCUUGAGGGAAGAGGAAGAAAUCGCUGCUCAGGUCAGGAAUUCUUCCAAGAAGAAGUUAAAGGAUAGUGAGCUUUACUUCUUGGGCACGGACACACACAAGAAGAAGAGGAAGCACUCCUCUGAUGAUUACUACUAUGGAGACAUUUCGUCUUUGGAAUCAUCACAGAAGAAAAAGAAAAAGUCCAGUCCACCACCUGCCGAUACAGCUAUGGACCUGUUGAAAGCUAUCACUUCCCCCCUGGCCACGGGCUCCAAGCCCCCCAAAAAGGCAGGGGAGAAGUCCUCAAGCUCCUCCAGCCAUUCAGAAAGUAAAAAGGAACACCACAGGAAGAAGGGCAGUGGAAGCAGUGGGGAGCUCUCCCUGGAGGACAGCAGUACCCACAAAUCCAAAAAAAUGAAGCCGCUCUACGUGAACACAGAAACAUUGACCCUUCGGGAGCCCGACGGCUUGAAGAUGAAACUUAUUCUAUCACCAAAGGAGAAGGGAAGUGGCUCGGUUGAGGAGGAGUCCUUUCAGUACCCUUCCCAACAAGCAGCCGUGAAGAAAUCCUCCAAGAAAUCAGCUCGGGAUGAGCAAGGUGCUUUACUCCUAGGACACGAGUUACAGAGCUUUCUGAAAACAGCCCGGAAAAAGCACAAGUCAUCCUCAGACCCACAUUCGUCUCCUGGCCCUGAAGGCUGUGCGUCUGAUGCUUCGCAGUUUGCAGAACCCCAAAGCGCUAACCUUGACCUUUCAGGGCUUGAGCCUAUUCUAGUAGAAUCAGACUCAUCCUCUGGUGGGGAGCUAGAGGCCGGUGAAUUAGUGAUAGAUGAUUCUUACCGGGAAAUCAAGAAGAAAAAGAAGUCAAAGAAGAGCAAAAAGAAGAAGGACAAGGAGAAGCAUAAAGAGAGGCGACACUCCAAGUCCAAGAGAAGUUCAGGACUGUCGUCCUCAGCAGCAGCAGGGGAGGCCCCCAUGAGCGCUGGCCCUCCCCCCAGCCUCCCAUACACUGGAGCCUCCGCCCCCGCCCCCACCCCUGCCCCUCCUGCCCUCCACAUGGAUGGACAUGGCGAGAAAAAAAAGAAAAAAGAAGAGAGGGACCGAGAGAGAGAGCGAGGAGAAAAGCCAAAAAAGAAGAACAUGUCCGCCUACCAAGUGUUCUGUAAAGAGUACCGCGUGACCAUUGUGGCUGACCAUCCUGGCAUAGAUUUUGGGGAGCUUAGUAAAAAACUGGCUGAGGUGUGGAAGCAGUUGCCAGAAAAGGACAAGCUGAUUUGGAAGCAAAAGGCCCAGUACCUGCAGCACAAACAGAACAAAGCCGAGGCUACAACUGUGAAAAGAAAAGCAUCAGGUCCAGAGGGCUGCAUGAAAGUCAGAGCUUCCUCUGUGGGAGUCCUGUCACCUCCAAAGAAGUCCCCCCCUACCACCAUGCUGCUUCCAGCCUCGCCCGCCAAAGCCCCUGAGACAGAGCCCAUCGACGUGGCCGCGCACCUCCAGCUGCUGGGCGAGUCCCUCAGCCUCAUUGGACACCGCCUGCAGGAGACAGAGGGCAUGGUGGCAGUUUCCGGCAGUUUGUCAGUGCUUCUGGACUCCAUUAUCUGUGCUCUUGGUCCCUUGGCAUGUCUGACCACACAACUACCUGAACUGAAUGGCUGUCCCAAACAGGUCCUGUCGAACACACUAGACAACAUUGCCUACAUCAUGCCCGGACUGUGACAGGCAGCUGCCCGGGACAGGCCCUUCUCUGCCCCAUUGCUGGUUUGCGUAGACAUGACUGUUCAGACCCCUCCGCUGGCCCCUUCGUCUGGGUAUAGGUUUUAAAGUUUUUUAUCUAUACAUAUGUGUAUAAUAAUGUACAGUAUAUACAUAGGACUGUAACUACUUUGCUUUUAAUAAUUUUAUGGAAGGGCAAAGGUUUAGCCACAAGGAAACUUUGGCAUGAACGUGGGCUUGGGUUCUUUAUUCUCUUGUGGAUAAAUCUGCCUUAAAAAAAAAAAAAUCAGUGUAAGGGGCCUAGGGACUUGUUCUGGGUGCACACGCAUCUCUUUAUAGACAGCAAAAAUGCGAUUUUUGUUUGUUUCCAAACUCAGUUGUACCUCCAGACCCAUCACUGACCAUUUGCCUUACCUGUCUUACAGUCAGAAAUGUA
Messenger RNA from Perognathus longimembris pacificus (Pacific pocket mouse), 2392 nucleotides. RefSeq names its product HMG-box containing 4 (gene Hmgxb4). The transcript is spliced from 11 exons. Lineage: Eukaryota; Metazoa; Chordata; Mammalia; Rodentia; Heteromyidae. The record is from RefSeq and is a predicted model, not a curated record. Bases 145 to 1959 code for a protein of 604 amino acids.